GUCCGCUCUGGCUCUGUUCUGUGCCGCUACAGUAGCGGUGGCAGGACUCGUGCUUUUUAGCCACGAAGGGAAAGACAUUGACUUGGUGCGAUUGGCGAAGAGAAAAAAGUAUGUUGGUAAAAGUUUGCUUCCCGUCCAAUUUUCCCUGCCUUGCACGCGGUGCAAAGAAUACGAGCAUGACAAAGGACUAUUUAUUAGGGGGUAUUCUUCGCUUGUGCACGGUUCUCCGCUGGCGGAACUAAGAGUGGCAGUGCUUGAUAGAAACUAACAGCCAACGGCAGGACGGUGCCGUAUCGUUCCGUAAUAAUGGAGGUACAACCAUCGGCGGGAGCCGCAGCACCAGCAACCACAACCUCUGUGGCCACAGCGGGAGCCACAACCGUUCCGGCAGUUGCGCUAGCAGGAAGUACCGGACCGCCACUACGUAAACCGGCUCCGAAUGUGAGUUCUAAGACAGGACGCUUCUUUGGUUCGGCGUUCAAUAUCACCAAUCGCUACCGGGCCAACAGUAGCAACUUGGGUAAGGUCAGUUUGGCCAUAACCAAUCUGAAGGUUAUCCAUAACGUACCGUUACCCCCGCCAAUUUGUGCUAUGGUCUCCUCCGAUACACCACCGCUGCUGAAGUAUCAACCAACCUAUCAGCUGGAGUCGAAGAAUCCAUUCAAUCGAGAGGCAUGCGAGGACAUCUUACGCGAAUCGCUGGAUAAGUCCCUCCAGGGCGUUGAAUAUAAUUCGUACUUUGCUUCAUCGCUCUGCCAGCAGAUUUGCGAGGACGUUAAGGCGAAAGUUAAGGAGCUAAAUUUCGACCGAUAUAAAAUUGUCGUCACUGUUACGAUGGGUGAGCGCUACAUGCAGGGUCUUAAAGUGGUGUCCGAAUGCCUCUGGGAUCCGAAACGUGAUAACAAUGCUUCCUGCAUUUACGAUUCGUCACCUAGCCUGUUUGCCGUUGCUUCGAUUUAUGCUAUCUAUUUUGAUUGAAUUAAGUAGUUGUUCAUCACUGUGCUGUUUAAAAUUGAGCUUGUUAAUAUUUGCUUGUUAAAAUAUAUGUAUCAUUACAUCACAAUAAA
Molecule: messenger RNA, 1067 nt
Organism: Wyeomyia smithii (pitcher-plant mosquito)
Lineage: Eukaryota; Metazoa; Arthropoda; Insecta; Diptera; Culicidae
Product: dynein light chain Tctex-type 5-like
Exons: 3
Coding region: 307-978 (223 amino acids)
Biological process (GO): microtubule-based movement
Cellular component (GO): cytoplasm; cytoplasmic dynein complex
Molecular function (GO): dynein intermediate chain binding
Source: RefSeq, a predicted model, not a curated record